AUGGCGCAACCCCGGCCCAUGCGGGGAUCUCCCUUCGGCUUUGCCCGUCCUCUUGGCCGAAACAUCUCUGCUUGGCUGUUAUCUCCGGGGGAGCUGCACGUCCCUCACCCCAUCAACGCCCCCGGGGCCCGCUGGGUGCUGGUGGUGCCGUGGCAGAGGGUUGCCAACGGCUCGGCCGGUGCACGGAUGGAUGAUGUGAACCUCUCCAAGGAGCUGCUGAUCGUCCCAUGGGUCGUAGCCCUCGGAGAUGUCCCCGACGGGACGGUGGUCACGGUGAUGGCAGGGAACGACGAAAACUACUCGGCAGAGCUCCGCAACGCCUCCGCCGUGAUGAAAAACCAAGUAGCAAGAUUUAACGACCUCAGAUUUGUUGGGAGAAGCGGCAGGGGAAAAAGCUUUACCCUGACGAUCACCGUGUUCACCAACCCCACCCAAGUCGCUACCUAUCACCGAGCCAUUAAAGUGACUGUAGACGGACCCCGGGAGCCACGAAGGCACAGACAAAAGCUAGAAGACCAAGCCAAACCCUUCACCGACCGCUACGGGGAGCUGGAACGGCUGCGCCAGUCCAUGAGAGUCACCCCAACAACACCCAACCCCCGCGGAUCCCUCAGCACCCCAAGCCACUUUGGGUCCCAGGCUCAAACUCCAAUACAAGGCACGUCAGACCUGAGCCCCUUCUCUGACCCCCGGCAGUUCGAUCGCUCCUUCCCAACGCUGCCGGCUCUCACCGAGACCAGGUUCUCCGACCCGCGGAUGCAUUACCCCGGCGCCAUGUCCGCUGCCUUCCCUUAUACCGCGACACCCUCCGCCACAGGCAUCGGGGGCAUCAGCAUGACCAGCAUGCCCACCACGACGCGCUUCCACCACACUUACCUGCCACCCCCCUACCCCGGCUCCACACAAAACCAAAGUGGACCCUUCCAGGCCAACCCCUCUCCCUACCAUUUGUACUAUGGCACGUCCUCGGGCUCCUACCAGUUCUCCAUGGUGGCGGGCGGCGAGCGCUCCCCCACCCGGAUGCUCUCUUCUUGUACAAGUGCCUCAGCAGGGAACAACUUAAUGAAUCCCAACCUGGGCAAUCAGAACGACGGGGUGGAUGCGGAUGGGAGCCACAGUAACUCGCCGACGACCAUGACAACUACUGGGAGGAUGGAUGAGUCGGUCUGGAGACCCUACUAGGAGGAACUCAACUGGGCACCGGUAUCUUUAACUUAAUCAGCCACCGUUACGCUACUCCUUUUGGUAGUGUAUAAAGCAAAAUGAUGCCUAGGGAAAAGGUAAACCAAAGUCUCCCAAACCAAAAGCAAACCAGGAUCCUCUGCAUGCAAGCACGGGCAAACAUCAAGUGAAGAUGGACGGGGACCUACGUUACAUUUCAAGAUGAACAUCCACGAGGCUUGAAUUUGUCGCUUGAUGUGGUUCCUUUCGUAUCUUUUAAGCAUGUGGAUUGUACAUAGGGAAAAAACCAAAAGGACGUAUGGAAUCAGAAGUUUGUUUCUUGCAGAACACUUCUCAGUCAUCUCACUCGCACCUCUUCCCCACACAAAGCAUUCAGAAGUUACAAAAAGCUCACCCUUCUUCUGCAAAAUGUUCCAGAGAAGAGAAAAGACCAGGGAGUUGUCCAAGCCAUCUCUCUGCCAGUGCAGAAAGACUGAACUGAAAAAA
Molecule: messenger RNA, 1668 nt
Organism: Athene cunicularia (burrowing owl)
Lineage: Eukaryota; Metazoa; Chordata; Aves; Strigiformes; Strigidae
Gene: RUNX3
Product: runt related transcription factor 3
Exons: 5
Coding region: 1-1182 (393 amino acids)
Biological process (GO): neuron differentiation; regulation of cell differentiation; regulation of transcription by RNA polymerase II
Cellular component (GO): nucleus
Molecular function (GO): DNA-binding transcription factor activity, RNA polymerase II-specific; RNA polymerase II cis-regulatory region sequence-specific DNA binding; ATP binding
Source: RefSeq, a predicted model, not a curated record